Molecule: messenger RNA, 459 nt
Organism: Vicia faba (fava bean)
Lineage: Eukaryota; Viridiplantae; Streptophyta; Magnoliopsida; Fabales; Fabaceae
Source: the annotation of a GenBank genome assembly
AUGGGGUUCGACUCUACUCAACAGUCUCAACAUCAUAGUAAAAUAAGAAAAUGUAAAAGAGAUGACAGAACAUGGAGUUUCAACGACUUACCUACAAGAGCAUUUCCGAGGGAAUGGUGGAGUGAGGUUGAAGAUGAAGAUUUCCGAAGUAGUGAAGUUAUUGCUAAACCUUUAGGAUGCAGAGAGAGUGCAGAAAAAUUAGAGAGAAGAGAUUGUUUGGAGAUUCGGUUUUCUAGUAGUGAACGGAUUUUCACAAUCGGUUUUUAUAUGCUUUGUGGACUGGGACUUGUUACAACAGGGCUACAAGGAGGUUAUCUCACGGUUUCUUGUGUGAGCAGGGCUGAAGGAAGUGUGCAAGAAUGGUUUAGAUUGAAACAAGGAUUGGUGUGUACUCUUAGAAAGCAAAUGGAACAAGUUUUGUAUAAGUUGAAAACUGUUUUUGAAUGGACUUUGAAUUAG